CCCCCCCCCCCCGUGGGGGUCCCCACGUGGCAGGAAUUGCCCACGUCCGGGGUGUUUCCUGGGCUGGUGAGCACUUCAGCCAUCCUCAUCCUCCCCGUCCCCCCCAGCUGUGAGUGGCGUUUCCCCCUGCCCAUCCUUGGCUCCUUUUUGCCUUUCCCUGGAGCUGGGGCAGAAGGCAGCCCAGUCCCUUUCCAUCUGCAAACUCCCACUCUCUCUGCUGGCUUCUGGGGUCGUUGCUCUCUGUCGCAGGGAGAAAAAGGCAGGGGAUAUGGGGUAGAGCCCCUGGGAGCCCCUUGCCCUGUCAGUUUCUGGAUGCCAAGCUGCUCCUGCUCGUGCAGCUGAUGAAUGUGUGAAGAAGCAGCUGACCAGGAGAGGGACUCUUAAGCAGCUGCUAAGAUGGGCAUGAGGAUCAAGUUGCACAGCACCAAUCACCCCAACAACCUGCUGAAGGAACUCAACAAGUGCAGGCUCUCUGAGACCAUGUGCGACGUCACCAUUUUGGUGGGCACCCGCUCCUUUGCUGCACAUAAGGCUGUUCUGGCCUGCGCCGCGGGCUACUUCCAGAACCUCUUUCUGAACACGGGGCUGGAUGCUGCUCGGACCUACGUAGUGGAUUUCAUCACGCCGGCCAACUUUGAGAAGAUCCUCAGCUUUGUGUACACCUCGGAGCUCUUCACAGACCUAAUCAACAUGGGCGUCAUUUAUGAGGUGGCAGAGCGGCUGGGCAUGGAAGAUCUGCUGAAGGCCUGCCACUCAACCUUCCCUGACUUGGAGAGCUCAGCCAUCACGAAGCAGCCCUCCCUGUCUGUGAGCGAAGGCCGGUCAGGUCCUCUGAGCAGCACCUCCUCGGAGCAGAGCCAUUCUUUGGGUGAAAUCCGGAGCGGCGGGGAACAUUUUGGCCCUGAACGGAAUUACAUCUUGCACGGGGAAGUGGCAGGCAGCUACAAAGAGGACGACAGGAACACUGUGAGUGAAGCCAGCCAGACCCUUCCCCUGAUGCACCCGCAGCAGCCUCCCAAGACGGAACAGGAAUCAUCGGAUCAAGGGCAGUUCGCUCCUGCUGCGAGUGUGGCGACCCAGCCCAGCCUGGGCAGCGUGAACAUCCUUGUUCAGACCACUACAACCUCCUGCCAGCAGUAUAAGGUCCAGAGCAAUGGUGACUACGGCAAGGGCGGCUUCUUUAGCGCUGAUCCUUCCCUGGAUGUCUCCACAGGGAGCAACUCCUGUCCCAGCAACAGUGACCACUCCAAAGAGCCAGGUUUUGGGCAGAUGGAUGAGCUUCAGCUGGAGGAUUUGGGCGAGGACGAACUGCAUUUCGAAGAUGCCAGUGAGGAGCUGGGCCCAUCAGAAGAAGUGAUUGAGCUGAGUGACGACAGCGAAGAGGAGCUGGCCUUUGAGAACGACAGCCGCGAUAGCAAGGCCAUGCCCUGCCAGGUGUGCAAGAAGGUCCUGGAGCCCAACAUCCAGCUGAUCCGCCAACACGCGAGAGAUCACGUUGAUCUGCUCACCGGGAACUGCAAGGUCUGUGAAACCCACUUCCAGGACCGGAACUCCAGGGUCACUCAUGUUUUGUCCCACAUCGGCAUCUUUCUCUUCUCCUGUGACAUGUGCGAGACCAAGUUCUUCACCCAGUGGCAGCUGACCCUCCACCGGCGAGAAGGGGUCUUUGACAACAACAUCAUCAUCCACCCCAGCGACCCGGUGCCAGCGAAGAUCACUAUGUUUGGGGGAGGGCCUGGCUCGGAGCUGGCGUGCGCUGCCUGCGGGAAGCCUUUGGCCAAAGAUUUCCACACUGUCCGCAACCAUAUCCUGGACCACGUGAACUUGAAAAGCCAGACGUGCGGCGUCUGCGACCAGAGGCACCUCAGUCUCUGCAGCCUGAUGUGGCACACCCUCUCUCACUUGGGGAUCUCGGUUUUCUCCUGCUCUGUUUGUGCCAGCAGCUUUGUGGAUCGGCACCUCCUGGAGAAGCACUUGGCCGUUCACCAGAAUGUGGAGGAGGCUCUUUUCCGGUGCCACUUCUGUGGCCAGAGCUUCAAGCUGGAAGCGGCGUAUCGUUACCACGUCAGCCAGCACAAGUGUGGGGGCAGCUUGGACAUCCGACCCAGCUUUGGGGACCGUCUCCAGCAGCAGGGCCUGCAGAAGAGGAAGCUGCCGGAGGAGUUCCUGAGCGAAGACUUGGCGUUGCAAAACCAGCCAGGCAACAGCAAGUACAGCUGCAAGGUCUGCGGGAAGAGGUUUGCCCACACCAGCGAAUUCAACUACCACCGGAGGAUCCACACCGGAGAGAAGCCCUACCAGUGCAAGGUGUGCCACAAGUUCUUCCGCGGCCGCUCCACCAUCAAGUGCCACCUGCGGACGCACUCGGGAGCCCUCAUGUACCGCUGCACUGUGUGCGGGCAUUACAGCUCCACGCUCAACCUCAUGAGCAAGCACAUAGGCGUGCACAAAGGCAGCCUCCCCCCGGACUUCACCAUUGAACAGACUUUCAUGUAUAUCAUCCAUUCCAAAGAUGCGGAGAAAAACACGGACAGCUGAUGGGGUGAGGCAGGGCAGGGCCAGCAAAGGAGCAAAUGCUAAUUACAGAAGCUGUGGAAAAAAAAGUCAUUAUUUUUAUUUAACGGUCAGGCAUCAUGGAUGGAAUCCUGCUUUUCUAUUUUUUAAUUUUUUUUUUUGGCCUUGCUAGGGCUUUUUAGAUUGGUGGCAUUGUACAAAUGAACAGCACGUAAGCUACAUCACUGUUUCCAAGAAGUCUGUUGUGUUUACUUACCUCUGAUCCUGUUAGAGGCCAUCGAGCUCUGUAUUUUUAGCAUUUCUCCCUAGGUUUUGAAUCUAGAUUUUUUUUUUUUUUUUUUUUAACCUUUUAGCCCACUUGACUAGGCUAACCCUCAGUUUGAGCUUGUCCACAAACUGAUGCUGCUAAGAUUUUUCACACCUGACCUCAGUAGAGAGGGACAGAGCCAGAGCAGGAUGGUGCUGGACUUGAAGAAAAGGAAAAAAAAGAAAUACAGAAAAAAGGAAAAAAAGACUCAUUCUGGGCAUCACUGGGGUUCUGCUGCUAUUGCAAGGAGAUAAGCAAAGUCUGUGUCACAGAAUCAGCCGUGAAGUCGUUGCUCCGUUGCAGGGCAGGCAAGCAAGCAGCGUGUGAGUGUGCACGUGCAAAUGAGGAGGGAUUGCUGUUGGUAAAUGAGCGAAAAAUGGGAGACUGUGGCUCGCAAGGGCAGUUCCGGGCAGUGCCGCUGGUCUCCAGGAGCCCUGCCCGAGCAGGGAGUGUGGCUGGCGAUUUCUCUGCCGUGCCCGUGACACGCCGCUUGCUCGUGCCCUGGGAGCCCAUCUCCGAAGGAGGGGAUGAUGAAGGAGCAACAGCACCUCCGAGGAGCCCGAGCAACGGGGCGGCUGCGUGGGAGGAAGCGGAUGGACGAGCAGAGGGAUCCCUCGGAGGAGUCGCUGAACUGGAGAGGGCAGGGGGAGCAGGUCCGUGUCGAGGGGUUGGCUGCUCCUUGGGAGGUGUUUUGUGCUGGCACUUCAGGCCUAACUUCUGCCGGCCUGCAGCUGGCCGUCGAGAGAGUGCCGACGUCUCCGCAGCUCUCUGGUGACAGCAGCCGUGCACGUCGGGCUCUGCCGGCACAGCCUGUCCCGGGGCUGCUGGUUGCCUGAAGCUCUGGGUGCCGGAGCGCAGCGUCGCUGCGGCCGCGUGGAUCCCAGCAGACCAGACGUGAUGAAGCUGUUGCCUUAACUCCCAGGAAGGCACCUUGGAGGACCCUUCUCUCUGCCGAAGGGACGGCCCCUCCCGUGGCUGCCGCCGUGGACCGCCGCAUCCCGGACACGUCUCGUGGCAAAUGCAGGAUGUUGUUGGCACGAUGUGAGUUUGUUCGUCGUUUGUCGAAUCGUGCUGUAACUUCGGCAGGCGCCGGCUGGGGGGCUGCAGCCGAGCAGCUCCGGGAGCCGGCAGCAGUAGCAGCUGAGCUGAACCUUGGCUCGGCCUCGCCUGGACGCGCGUCGGGCGCGGGCCGGGGACCCCUCCUUGGCGUGGUGGGCUCUCUGGCUGCGCUGGCGAGGUCAGCCCCAUGCCGGCAGUGUUUACACCAGGAAGGGUGGGGAUCAGCUUUUUCCCAUGUUAUCCUGCUGUGGGGCAGAGGUGGAGAGGAACAAAUAUUUCCGAUGCCGCAGCAUGAGUUAUGACUGCCCUUAGGUAACUCAUUCUACCUCACAAACAGGAAGCGCUCAGGGCUUUCAAGCCACAGUCAUAGUAAAUUGGCUCCUGCGCUUCUGUAAAGAUAUGCUGUUACAAAACAAAACUAGUGAUUUGCAAACCCUGUAAACUCGUCCUGCUUUUCCCUCCUCUCGAAGGGACAGCCAGUGUCAGAGGAGCGGCAUGAGCUGGACGUGUGGUUGGUGAGCUAGGAAUUCCUGGGGGUUGCUCCCCCGGCUCCGCUGUGGCCUUGGGCAAGUCACUUCACCUCUUUGCCUCAGUUUCCUCAUCUGUAAAAUGAGGGUGGUAACACUUGUGGUACCUACCUACCUCCCGGGAGUGCGGUGAAGAUUGCUGGCUCGUACCUGCAAAGCGUGUGGGAGAUGCAAAGCGCUUAGUGAAUAUUCAUGUUUAGUGUCCUAGGGAAAUGACAGCCUCUAUCCUUUCCUGUUCUGUGCCAGUUCCUGGACCUGGCUGGGUCGCUUUACUCCUGUUACAGCCUCCCCUGUCAAAAGCAAACCUUCCUUUAGCCACAUCCCUGCUGCAGUCCUGCGAAACAAGCUCUGUAGCAAUACAAGUGGCGGCUCAGUGCUGCCGUGCUUGCGGAAGGGCCGGGGGUGUGCUGGAGGGUAGGGGCACAGUAACAUCUCCUGGGGUUUGCAGAGCACAGCUCCCCAUCUGCUGGUCAUGUUGCGUCGAGAGAGAGGAUUUCGCAUCCUGGGGAGAGGGGUUGGAGGAUGCAGAGGUGUGCAGUGCUGGGAGCCCCCUCCCUUCUGCUCCAUCCAUCCUCCGAUCCCUGCGGUUUGCCUGUAAAGCUGUGUUCUCACUGUGGCAGCUCCAGGUCCAGCCCCGCUGUGAUGGGGGAAGAGACGAGUCGGUGCUGACCCCCGGUUGGACCUAAUGACCCUUCCCAGGCAGCUCCUUUGCCCUGAGCCUGUGUCAUCCUCGGUCCUGCAGUACCCGAAUCCAAUCCCUCUGCACAGAGGUGGGGUGGAAGGAAUGGACCUUGCUGAGGAGGAACUCAAGGCCACUGGGAGUUUGUGUCCUUUCCCCAGUCCCUGUAAUAUUGGCCAAGUUUGGGGCCAGCUGACAUCGCCCUCGGGUAGGGUGUUAAACCGGACUUGUCCUGGUUUUGGUGUCUGAGCCUGUUUUCAGAGGAGGAGAGGCACCAAAGAGAUCGCCAACCCUGGGGCUGGCCAGGCUGUGCCGUGUCUGCCACUGGAGCUCUGGUUUCCACACGCUGGUCUCAUGAUACCGGUCAGCUGCCAGGCCGCGGUCUGUGAUCUCUGGCUGGUUUGUGGAGCCAUGUUUAGCUUAGUGUUAUUAAGUUUAAAAAAAAAAAAAAAAAAAAUUAUUUUGAGAACUCAAGGCGCUCUGCAAAAGCAUGGGAGUUGAUGGCAGUUUGCUGGAGGCUCCUCUGAGGAGCUCCUCAAGUUACGGGGUUUCUUUCGGUGUCCUGGUGGUGGCAAGACGGGCUGGUAGACAGGAAUGGAUGUGACCUGCUCUGCUCUGGAGAUUGCUAUGAAGGAUGUGAGGGGGGUAGAUGAAGCUUGGGAGAGCGGAGUCCUUAAAGCUUCAAGACCCUCUUAAUAAAAUGUCCCAGAAGCUGUCACAAGCUUUUGGAUGGGUUGCGGCGCUGCUACGUGGUAGCACCUGCAGCCCCGUAUCUAGCUAAGCUGUGAAGCAAAAGCCUUUUGUGCACAUAAACCAAAUAGAGAAGCUUUUACACUGAAACACUAAUGGGCAAAGCAAGCCCACUCUUCUGGGCGCAGGGUCGUGAGAACAAAAGCCCACCCCGUUUUCUGCCAGUCGUUUUCGGCUGUGGGGAUGGGGAGAGCGCUCUGGUCCGUGGCAUUUCUGUGUCUUGGAUUCUUUCCUGUGUUAUAAUGAAUCAUUCCCACGUGAAACAUCCUGAGAUCAGCAGCGAGUCCCGUCUGCGGAAGGGAUGCGGGGAUGGACCUGGACCUGCAGCAUUCCCGUGCUGGGCCGGCCUCCUGCCGCUCCUUCUCCUCGGAGGGGUUUUCCCAAGAGGGGUCAGAGACCUGAGCGCUCCCUCCCCUGGGAGGGUCCUGGGCCUCUCCAAGCCCACAGCUAGCAUCAGGGCUCUGUCGUCCCUGUCCCCGAGUCUGGCCAGCCUGGCUGGGAGCUCCAGCGUUCCUCCGGAAAGAUGUGCAGCCGGGCAUGGUGGGGUUGGCCGGAGCGAUGGGCUCAUCCCGAGUCCCCCACAGGCUGCGUUGCCCUGGGGAGAUGUAGCUCCCACCCGACUGCAUCGCGGUGGGGGCUCCCGGCGAUGGCAGGGGCUCCUGGCCAGCGGCACGGGGCUGUUUGCAACAGCCAAGCGCCGUUUGCAGCAUUGCGGGGAGCCAGGGCAGAAACUCUGUGCCCAGAGUUGUUCCUGCUCCGCCGCUGACUCGCGGUGCAGCCUUGGGCAAGCCCACUCGCCUCCGUGAAGGUGGCGAUGACACUUACCUACCUCGCCUGGGGCAGCCGUGAGGUUUAACUCGUGUUUGCAAAGUGCUUUGGGAUCCUGGGGCUACAAGAGGGGAAUGAAGAGGGGAAAUGCUUUGCUGUGAGCCGUGCCGGUGGCGUUUGCAGAGAGCGGCUGGGUUGUGGGUCCUUGCAGGAAACCCUGACACAGAAUCCCCCUCCGAAAGGCACAGCUUCGAGACUGGUCUUCUUCCGAUUUCUAAAAUGCAAAGUUCAGUUUGAUUCUCCCCUUUGUCAAAGGAUCCAGGUCUCUUAUCAGAAAAAUUAAGCAGAAGAGAGAAAAAGAGUUGAAUUGCUGUCUAACCUUUUUGUUAAGUUAAUAGUAGGUACUGACCUCCUGAUAUUUAAGUGUUUACUAUCUAUUUGCUGUAAAGUUUUGUAUAUUUUGUAAACUUUCCCCCCAAAUAGUAGAUGUCUAAAAUCGUUGUACAUCGGGUUCUUUUAUACUCCAUUGUUCAGCACAAAGUGUGGUUUUUAUUUAGAAUAAUAAAAUGGAAAAUGUUGACCUCUUG
Molecule: messenger RNA, 7191 nt
Organism: Tyto alba (common barn owl)
Lineage: Eukaryota; Metazoa; Chordata; Aves; Strigiformes; Tytonidae
Gene: ZBTB39
Product: zinc finger and BTB domain containing 39
Exons: 2
Coding region: 397-2538 (713 amino acids)
Biological process (GO): regulation of immune system process; negative regulation of transcription by RNA polymerase II; regulation of cytokine production
Molecular function (GO): protein binding
Source: RefSeq, a predicted model, not a curated record